AUGGAUAGAAAGAAAAAAAUAUUUCUAGAUGAUGAAAGUGCACCAAUAUCAAAAUAUAUGAAAUGUAAAAUUAGAAAGUUUGACAAAGAAGAGAGUGCCUACAAUGAGGUAUUAACAUCAGUUGAUGAAUCUCAUGUAACAAUUAAUGACACAAAAGGGUUAAUAUCUACGAUCGAACCUUAUUGUACUAGUAUAACAAAUACUUCUAUAACACCAGAUAAUUCAUCGGUAAAUGGAUUACAAUCAAUUUUAAAUCAUGAAUCAUCGGAGGCUUUUGAAGAUCCAACAUUGCAAUUAGCAACACUUGAUAAAAACUCUGAUCCUGAAAACUUUUUAUCAUAGGAAUACUCAUCGGAAGAUUUAGUGGAUCAAUCUUUUGUUGUAAGUAAUUACUUAAAAUUAUAGUUCUUAUAACUGCUACAGAAUACGUAUUUAGAACUAGUGCAGUCGAUACGCUAAACUAACUGGCUAGUUAAUUUUUAACUGGACAGAAUCUCUCGUAGAAAAUUAGACAGUGAAAUUGGCGUAUUCAUUAGUCACUGCCCAGUGUGCACUGUUGAAAUUAACUGAACCCAGUGGCCAGGUUAAAAUAACAUCACUUGCAAAGCACUGCUAAAUACUGUAUGUUGAUAGAUAUAUCAUGCAUACAAUAAAAAGAAUGAAAAUUUUUAUUAUGAACAUAGUUAAAG
This is a messenger RNA of Nasonia vitripennis (jewel wasp), 689 nucleotides long. RefSeq lists its product as uncharacterized. The record is from RefSeq and is a predicted model, not a curated record. The transcript has 3 exons. Bases 1 to 342 code for a protein of 113 amino acids. NCBI's taxonomy places the organism in Eukaryota, Metazoa, Arthropoda, Insecta, Hymenoptera, Pteromalidae.